AUGUCGCAAUCAGACAACAGCAGCAGCUUCAGCGCCGACGACUUCAUCACCGUCGGCAACCCCUCCGAUCCAGCCGAGCGACCAAACCUCCCCAAUGAGAUGAACACCGCCAGCUCCAGCGCCUUCGACAACGAUGAGAAUCCCGACGCCUUCUCUCCCGAAGAAGAUUCCUCCUACUACGCCCACCUAAUGUCCUACCCCUCCUCGACCGAACCAGAUUACUACGCCCUCCUCGGCCUCUCACGUACCCCGGCCCCCUCCGAAUCGGAAAUCCGGUCCGCUUUCCGUCAACGCACCCUCAUCUUCCACCCGGAUCAUCAGCCCCCGCGGCUCCAGGCCCAGGCGGCGCGGUACUUCGAUGCGUUGCGCGUCGCGUCGGAUACGUUGCUGGAUGAACGGAAACGCGAGGUUUAUGAUCUCUUGGGUGCCGAGGGCGUGAGGCGCGAGUGGGGGGUUCAUGGCGCGAUGGGGAAGAGGGGGGAGGCGAGUAAACAAAAGGAUGGGACGGGUCAAGGGCAGGAGGUCGGGGGCUCGUUGACUCUAGGCGUUGAUGCCUCAUCGAUGAUUACGCUCGAUGAGGAAGAGGAGAUCGCUUACUUCGUCUUGGAAAAGCCGCGUCUGUCGAACUUUAGUCUGAAGUAUUCGUUCAAGACACCGUUUCCGUCGCUGCGCGUCUUGCUCGGAGACGAGCAGAAAGAAGACGACGACGAUGAUGAGAAUGACCUCUCCCCGGAGGACAAGGGAGCCGCGAAGUCAGCCGGCCAUCUGCCCUGGGAGGAGAGUGUGGAUAUGACCAUCCACACGGGCAUUGCGGGUCAGCUCCAGCCCGUUUCCCGCAAGUAUACCCUCACCAUGGAGGACGACUCGGAGGAGGAUCACGAGGUUGCUGAGCCGCCGAUCCUCGCUGCGCGAGACUUGACGCUGGGCGCGAGUGUCACUCGCGUCUUUGGAGACUUCGCCGACGCCAAGGGUAUUCUUGGCUGGCGACCCUUCUCGUUCCUCAGUUACGCGGGCGCCUCGGCGACCGCGAUGCUGUUGCCGGUGCCCUCGGUCGAAACGAGACUGGCCAAGGCUGUGCAGUUUGUGCCCGGCACGAAGCCGUUCCGGGUCAACUUGAGUGCCACGUUGUUGCACUCGGUUUACCGAUGCCCUCCCGUCAUGGGCGUGCAGGUAAUCAGGGAGAUUGGCGAGGGGAAGCACACCUUCUGUAACUGGUCGAGUGGCAUCAUUCCUUGGCCCGAGGUGCUGAAGGUGCUGCUGUCGCCGCUCGGGAAUUUCGACAUGGACGUGCACACGGCGCUCUACCCUGGCAAUCCGGACAGUCGGUUCGAGUUCGGCUUCAUGAGUCUGCCGAACUCGCCGCUGAACGCCGCCUCUCUGGACGAUGACGUGGAUGACACGGACGAGGAGGAAGACGAGGAGUACACGACGGUGCGCAAGAAGCAGACGGCCGAGGACAAGGCCGCCGAGUCGUGGCAGGCCGCCGUCUCGGCCAACCCGCUCACCACCGGCUUGACAUUCAACUACGCGCGUAAUCUGUUCUCCGGGAAACCGGCGACCGAAGUCGCGCGGUCGGAAUGGAGCUCCGAGAACCACUAUGCGGUGCCUGCGGUUGACGAGCCGCGAGGCGUUCGUCUGGAGAUACAGAGCACCGUCGGCGUCGACCUCUCCGUUGGCUGGAAUAUCGAAGGAACGCGCCAGGUCGGCGAGCUGACCCGGAUGGGACUGGGCGUCGGGUUGCAAGGAAAUCGCGGCGUGGCUUUGACGGUCUCGUGGGGUCGACUGGGUCAGCGCAUCCGGGUCCCUAUCACGCUUCUCCCGCUCGAGGCGGCCAACAUCGACCUCGCGGCGAUGAUGGUGCUGGUGCCGUUCGCGUCGUACUGCGCCUGGGAAUUCGGGUUCAUCCGUCCGCGAGACCGCAAGAAUCGUCGGCGGGUGAUCGCGCGGCGGCAGAAACAGCUGAAGAAGUCGAUUCCCAAGAAGAGGGCCGAGAGUGCGCAGGCUAUCGAACUGAUGACCGAGCAGGUGCGUCGGCGACAGGCCAAGGAGGCGGACCAGAACGGUCUGGUUGUCACCAAGGCGGAGUAUGGUCUUGAUCCUUCUUCGAAGAAGGAUCGUAAGGGUAGGGAUCGGUUCAGCGGCUACGAGGCUGUCGACGUCACUAUCCCGGUGGCUGCGUUGGUUGAUCGCGGUCAGCUGGUGAUUCCCAAGGACACGACCAAGUUCCAAAUACUCGGGUUCCAUGAUCCCGCACCGCUUUUGCCCAAGACGUUGAAGGUCUGGUAUACAUAUCAUGGCAAGGAGCAUUACGUGGAGGCAAAGGAUGCCGAGGGCAUUGCCUGUCCGAUGAGGACACAUUUGCUUUGA
Messenger RNA from Aspergillus affinis, 2367 nucleotides. RefSeq names its product molecular chaperone. NCBI's taxonomy places the organism in Eukaryota, Fungi, Ascomycota, Eurotiomycetes, Eurotiales, Aspergillaceae. The transcript has 4 exons. Gene Ontology annotation, biological process: cristae formation. Bases 1 to 2367 code for a protein of 788 amino acids. The record is from RefSeq and is a predicted model, not a curated record.